Molecule: messenger RNA, 1047 nt
Organism: Perca fluviatilis (European perch)
Lineage: Eukaryota; Metazoa; Chordata; Actinopteri; Perciformes; Percidae
Exons: 6
Coding region: 1-1047 (348 amino acids)
Molecular function (GO): DNA binding
Source: RefSeq, a predicted model, not a curated record
AUGGACCAGGAUGGGAAUCCCAUUUCCACCUACUCAGCCGUUAUUGAAUGGCGCCAAGGGAGGAAACAACGAGGAGGGUGGCCUCACUACAGAGGCACUGUCAUUUUCGUUAGUGCUUCUCGUUUUGACACAAUCCGUAAACUGAACUCACUGCUGAAGGAAGAAGAACCUGUAGAGCUGACAAAGAGGGCGUCAGUGCCCCCCCAAAAAUAUGGGGAAGAUUCGGAUGGCACAACCGAUGAUGAGACUCAGUAUUGCAAGUUAAGCAAUAGCUGUGUUUUUCUUUUGGUUUUCUAUCUCAAUGAUUGUACUUUCCUUUCUCUUGACACCCAGAAGUCAAAGGCUCCCAUAAGGAGAGACCCCGCAGAAGAGUUCCUUAAGCAAUACGGUCAAUCACAGCCUUCUUCAGAUAAUCAUAAUCUGACUAAGACUGUGGUGGAAUUACAGCAGGAGAUCAAGGACCUGAAAGCAGAGAAUGCUAAAUUGAAGGAGAUGGCUCUUCAAGAUGUGCCAGGACUCCUACAGAGCUUGAGGAAUAUAAUUGAUUCGGCUGCACCUCCUAAGAGAUCCAGGGUGGAGCUUGCCACACCAUCGCCGGCCCUUGCAGGUUCUAUGCAGUCCAGGUCCACUUCUCCAUCUGCCACUUCGCUGUCCCUCCCCAGAUCUACGCUGUCCAGUUCGUCUGCAUCUGCAUCACCUACUGUCUCUCAGUCUUCUAAGGUGGAGAUCCAUCCUGGGACCGGAGUCAUGGUUGAGAAACUGGCGUGGGCCUAUGCCCUCAAUGCAAAUUCUGCCACAGUUUUUGUGAGGCAUCUGCUCACCGCAGUCUUCCCAGUGGAAGUACUGCUGGUGAGCAAUCUUCGGGGGAACAAACGAGGGAGAGGAGAGGCUCGUCUACCACUGGACAAAAAUAAAUUAAAUGCAAUUUACAGUGCAGCUCUUGAGAGGUGGCCAGGGACCCAGCUCUCCAGCAUUGGAAGCACAAUCAAUGCCAAGAUUACUGAGCUCAGGUCAAAAAGUAAAAACGUUGAUGCAGCUCCCCAUUAA